Molecule: messenger RNA, 10578 nt
Organism: Amphiprion ocellaris (clown anemonefish)
Lineage: Eukaryota; Metazoa; Chordata; Actinopteri; Pomacentridae
Gene: st3gal2
Product: ST3 beta-galactoside alpha-2,3-sialyltransferase 2
Exons: 9
Coding region: 2152-3294 (380 amino acids)
Molecular function (GO): beta-galactoside (CMP) alpha-2,3-sialyltransferase activity
Source: RefSeq, a predicted model, not a curated record
UCCCUCCCAGGAAGACACCAGCCGACGCCGCCUCCUGCUCCUCCUGCCUCGUCUUUGAGGGCCGUCCUGGGCAGCAGAUCGUCGGUCUCCUGCUCGCUGUGGACGUCGCCUCAUCAGCGCUCAUCUCUCAUUGAGCCAGCGGGUUAGCAGCAGCAGCCUCCACGGCAGCUGAGUGUGGGGGGUGAGAAACACACAUUUAGAUUCAGACAACGUGACUGCAUGCUACGAGAACCGCUACACGCCUGGACCCAGCAGCAGCAGCAGCAGCAGCAGCGCUGAUCCUGGAGAGAACCGGCUGCUGGAGCUUCCACAAACCAAGGUUUUGCACUGAAUAAACAGCCGGAAAUCCUGGAUUGAAGCACAAACACAUGGACGGACAGCUGAAAUAAUUCCUAAUUGGAGGUGAUGCUUUUCCUUUUCGGACGCUUGCAUAUCUAAAGUAGCAGCUAGUAACGGUGAAACCCCUGAGGUUUAACGGUGUGUGUGCAUACAGGUGAGCUAAGUGGACGUCUGCAGGGCGUCGGAUGAACAUGGGCGGGGCAGAGAGUUGGCAGAAAGUGGGCACUGCAGGGGUCCUACCCUUGGAUUACAGUUUAGCAGAUUAGAGCUAAGCAGCAGUCACCUUAAGCUCGGCAGCCUCAUGAAACCGGUGCCGGCGGCCAAUAGGGCGUGCCCAAACACAUCCACUCACAGGCUGACACAGCUGCAGCCACACAAUUAAAUUAGUGCAUCUGGCAGACGGUGUGUGAACCGAGCUUAACACACAUUCAAUCACAUGCACACACACACUCAUGCUGUGGGCUGCAGGACAGAUGCUUCCCCCACCCUUCCUCCCGACGUCCUCUCAAAGCCAGCUGGAGAGAAGAUGAGAUUUGGGGCUGAUUGGUUUUGUCUUUUUUUUUUUCGCCCUGUGAGCCUUUCGCUUCAUCUGCCACUCUCGGCCUUCUUCCUCGGUGCAGCCGGAUAAAUCUUAAAAAUCUUUCAUCUUUUGGACGGAUGUCAAGCAAUCUGAUGCUUUAAACUCCUCCUCCUCCUCCCACGUGCUGUUUUAUCUUUUUACUCUCUGUUGGAACAGGGAUGGACAAGUCGGCUGCAGCACCGAUAUUUACACAGUCAUGAAACCUUCUAUCUUUGUCGCUUUUUUCCUUUAAUAUUUCAUCAUUCACUGAAAAGAAUUGAAACUUUCUCUCCUGAAGUUUGAGAACUUUGAGAAGAGAAAGCAGUGCCUCGGUGCAGUAGCCAGACAAUCUACUGAAAGGAGCGAGACAGAAAAAGGAAAGACCUUGAAUCUGGGUGAGGUGAACCUCAACAGCACGACAUAAAGACGAGGAGAAAAAAUAAAGAGAAAGCACAGAGGACGGAGGAGCCGUGCAGAGAAGGAGGAAAGAAAAGGAAGAGGAGUUUUUUUUUGUUAAGGAUGGCUAGAGCGGUGAUGGAACACCCUUCAGGCCAGACCUCCUCCCUUCCUCUCCUACUCCUCCUCCUCCUCCUCCCUUCUUCCCUCCCUCUCCACUAGUCUGCCAGAUUUUUUGUUUUUUUAAAUUUUUUGGCUACGUCGCUUCAGUGCAAAGAGAGAAAGGAAGGCGAGCGUCGGAGCUGAACGCCAGAUGACUCAGAAAACAAGAAAAGACCUGCUGCAUCCAGCCGCCGGAUUUCACCGAGGAUGCAGUUAAUCAGACGAAAGCAGGGAGGGAAAGAGUGAGAGAGGGAAAGUUGUAAAGUUAGAGCAAAAUAACAAAAAAGAGAAGGGGAGGAGAGAUCAGCUCACACUGAAAGGAGUUCGGAAGCUACAGCUGUGAGUGAUUCAGCUGCAAUUCCUGAGUGAGUCAGAGCGUCGCUGAGCUCGACUGAGAGACAAAUUGACUCUGAAACGCUGUCGAGCAUCAGUGCGAGUUUGAUUUAGAUCGUGUGUCGUGUGGGGUCGUCCCAGUCACGCUGACCAGGCCUCGGUGGUGGUGGUUGCGUGGAGGCAGCGGAGGAGGAGAAGGUGGUGGUGGGCUGGGGACAGUGGCAGGCCCAGGGGUGGGAGCAUGGCCGUGGGGGGGCCGCAUCCCGUCCUCCACCCUGCACCGGGACAGGCGCUGGGGCUGGGGGUCCUGGAGCGGGGGUCCAUCCAGGGGAGCGCCCAGACUCUCCGAGCUCAGGCCCUGGAUGAGCGGAGGGGUGGUGGUGGGUGGAGGAGGUAGCACGGGGGUGGGAAAUGGCGGUGGAGGUUCAGGGACGGAGAAGGGAGGCAGGGUGAGAUGCUCCCGUAGGAUCUGGGUUCUUCUCGGCUCCCUGGUCCUCGUCUUCCUCACCUCGCUCUUCCUGUCGGUGUCGCUACGAGGGGGCGUCGGGUUCAACUACCUGGAGCCACCCGGGUGGGAGGAGUCGAGGCGGGUGAAGCUGGUGCCGAGCUAUGUGGGCGCUCACCGGCUGUCGCCUCCAGAUGCCCCCCAGCAGAAGACCUGCGCCUGCCCUCGGUGUGUCGGAGACCCCGGCGUCUCCGACUGGUUCGACGAGAACUACGACCCGGACAUCUCGCCCGUCUGGACCAGAGACAACGUCCAGCUGCCCUCUGAUGUCUACUACUGGUGGGUGAUGCUGCAGCCCCAGUUUAAACCCCACAGCAUCCAGCAGGUGCUUCUGAGGCUCUUCCAGGUGAUUCCCGGAAGGUCGCCAUACGGCUCGUGGGAUCCGGGACGCUGCCUGCGCUGCGCCGUCGUGGGAAACUCGGGAAACCUCCGCGGGGCCGGAUAUGGAGCGACCAUCGACGGACACAACUACAUCAUGAGGAUAAAUCUGGCCCCGACGGUGGGCUACGAGGAGGACGCCGGCAGCCACACCACCCACCAUUUCAUGUACCCGGAGAGUGCCAAGAACCUGGCGGCCAACGUCAGCUUCGUCCUGGUUCCCUUCAAGACUCUGGACCUGGUCUGGAUCACCAGCGCUCUGUCCACCGGCCAGAUUCGAUUUACUUACGCUCCAGUGAAGCAGUUCCUCCGCGUAGAUAAAGACAAGGUCCAGAUCUUCAACCCAGCUUUCUUUAAAUACAUCCACGACCGCUGGACACGACAUCACGGCCGCUACCCGUCCACUGGGAUGCUGGUGCUGUUCUUUGCUCUGCAUGUCUGUGAUGAGGUGAAUGUGUUUGGUUUUGGGGCUGACAGUCGGGGAAACUGGCACCACUACUGGGAGCAGAACCGCUACUCCGGAGAGUUCAGAAAGACCGGCGUCCACGAUGCCGACUAUGAAGCCCAGAUCAUUCAGCGACUGGCCAAGGCUGGAAAAAUCACAGUGUUCCCCGGGAAAUAACCAGCAAAUCUAAGGUUUCCUGUUAGAAAGCUGGUUCUCCAGCAGACGCUAUACAGGCUGCUUCCAAUGUGUUAGAUAUUCUCGCUUUCACUUAACCUGCACCAGUUUCCCAGUCGAAGUAAACCAAACGCUGAGGUAAACUGGUACCAAAACAGUGUUAUUUCAUCCACUUUCCCUCAUAUUUGGGAAUCUAAGUACACGGUUUACAUCCAAAUGUAGCUCAUCUCAUGUAGGACUGAUGUAAAAGUGGGAGUUGAGCCUUCAUUUAAAAGUUAAAGCUCACUUUAGGACUCAAAGACAAGCUGUUGCUCAGUUUUUAAGAGCAGCGUGAACUCAGGAGUGAAAACCAAGCGAGUGCUGGACAGAAAAACUCAACCGAGGACCACAAACACCGACUCUGACUGUGUGUAGCGCCGAGGAGGGAAGAUCUAAUGAGGAAAUGGACUCAAUUAAAUGGAAAUCUUUGAUCUGAUCCUCAUCUAUUGACAAAAAUAUGACCACAGACACCGAACCGUCAGCAUCUAGAGGACCGUAUAGUGCUCUACAGAUAAAUCUACCAUCUGAGCUGUGGAUGUUGACAAACACAGAACAUUUUAAGGCCUGCUGGACAACUUUUGCAGCUUUUACAGAACCCAGAGACAGGUUCUUCUCAAAUCCUAUAUGAGGAAAAACACUUUUCUGUGUCAUAACUCCACUUUAUGCGAGUUCUGCCUCAGAAGACAGUGUUACGAGGACUUGGUGUGACUGCGGCGGGCUGUAAAAGAGUUGCAUAUCAGACAGUGGAGGCGACUGCUGUGGGUUUACAGCGAAUGACUGUCCUCUAAAACCCUCCAGGUUCUAACUGGUCUCAGCAACUUUCAGUCGUUGAGACUCUCAGCAUUCGCAUGAGCUCCAGCUUCUGCAGCCUGCUUUUAAAUGCCACAGCAGCCACAAGUCUCUAUUCAGAGCGCUGAUUUGACUGUGGGAGACUCUAAUGAGGCCAAAAGUCCAUCUCCUGGGAUUUCAUGUUUGGAUGGAGGGAUGCUGGUUUCUGGACCGGAGUGAAAUCCCCACGUGGACUGUCAGGGUCUAAAUUAAGAAAGAGGGCUGGAAACGAAGAGGUGGGGCACGAAAAACCAGACGAAACACAUCAUUUGCUGCAGCGAUUUUGAGGACAAAAAGAAAAGUUGUUGGCUACGAGCAGCAGUGGGUUCACCACUCUUAUUCUGAAGGGACAUUUCUGCCCCGUGGUAGGGUUAAAGAAAACCCCAGUGGAUCUCUGAAUUUCUGAACAGCUCAGCUUCAUUAACCACUAGCCUCAGUCCCUGCUCAGCCAAUUAAAACUUCAGCUAAGUCUGGAGGGGGUGGAGCCACCAGACGCCUUAGACUUCACCUCUGCACCACCAAACUGCACUUCCUGUCCUGCUCUUUUCGUGACUUAUCCCCCCACAGACUGCACAUCCCACUGUUCUUUUUGUUUCUACAUCUGCUGGAUUUACAUUUCUUGGCUCAGAUUCGAUUUUUCUUUCCCGCCCAGAUGGCACAUUAAUGGUUUCUGUCGUUUGGCAUAUUACCUAUUUACACAUUUAUAUCCUCUGUUGUUGGUUAUUUACAUCUUUAACAGGAAAAACACAAACAAAUAUCAGCCGAGGAAGUGCUGCUAGACAGUAUCCAAACACAAAAAACCUCAGCAGAGAAAAUAAUGUGUGUCACGGAGGUAGGAAAAUAAGAGUGUUUGGUUUGAGCUGAGGCUGUAAAUCCAUCCAAAGAUGGCAGGAUGUAGAUGUGAUUAUGGAGAAGCAGCUGGUGGCCAAUAAGGAAAAGUACUCAGGGUUCCUAAGCAGGUCUGAGAAGUAACUGAACACAUAUUUCAAGGUACAAGAAGUAGUACUUUUACUGCCCCUUUACUCUGAACUAAUAAAUCUAUGUAUGUAUGGGUUUGAAUCAUCCAUAUUAAUGCUUCAGCAGCUACUUUGUGUUGUGCCAAGAGUUUUUAAAACGUAACUUUAUUAACUAUUUUUUACUUCACUCACAGGCUUCUUUAAGUAAGAAGUCAUCAGAAUGCAAGAAUGUAAGGCCCCUGAACACUUGGUUUCAAAAUUAAGUAUUUAAAAAUUGUGUCAAUUAUUCAUGUUUAAAUGUAAAAGCACUUAAAGGUCCCCUGUGGCGUUUAGGUACACUACUACUACUACUACUACUACUACUAAGCCUUGUUAAGUUUCUUGUCAUACACAUGCAAUCUACAAAGAAAUACUUUUCCCAGUUAAGUUAAUGGUUUCACAGUAUUUUACAGAUUUACAAAUCAAAACACCAACUUAGGAGGGUUAGAAGAAAACAUCUCACAGGUAAAUAUAGUUGUAAACAACAAAAAAAAUGCUUUUUACAUGUUUAAUUAGCAAUUACAUGUCUUUUAACAGUUUGUUAGAAGUCAAGGAUGCACACAGUGAAUUUUGAUGAGUAUCAGUGAAUGAAGACAAACUCCACAGGGCACCUUUCAUUUAGAUUUAUUUAAUCGCCUCGGCUGGUAAUCUUUAUGAGGCUCAUAAACUCAGCUCACCGGUUGGUGUUAUUUUGAUCUUUUAGCACUUAGAAAUCUGGCAAAACUGAUUAAAGCCUGACUGAUACUUGAUAGGUCAUUUUAAGAAUACAAAAAGUUGGAGGUAGAACACUGCUUCAUUCACAGCCCAUUAUUGUAGAAAACAGAAAGAUGUUUCAACGCUACUGCCCUGAUCAGAGGGGGGAGGGAAAAAAUUGCAUUUACCUGAAAGAUGUGCAGCGAAAACUUUUCUACCGACUUCAGGUUCUAAAAACCUCUAUCAUCAUAUUGGCUACUGUCAGUGGUUUUUAUUUAAUUAUUUUGUAUGUUGUAGAUUAAUACUGAGGACAUCAAAAUGAUAAAAGAACACAUAUGGAAUUAUGUUGUAAACAAAAAAAAUGUUAUUUCAGUAACACUCUACAAUGUAAAACACAAAUUAGCUUGCAACUUGCUGACGUCACCGCCUGACUCCACAUCACUGUGUGCUCUGUUACAUGUGCUGCAGACAGUUCUAAAAGUCGGACCGCCCCAAUUCUCAGCAAACUAUGUGACGACAGUUUCAAAAUGAGUCCAAGCAUCUUAUUUCUGCUUUAUGUUCUGUAAAAAAAAAUACUCAAUAUUUCCGAUAUAUCUGAGAUAAGCUAUAGUCUGUAUCAGUCGGGCUCUAAAAGCGAUCACACAAGACGUUUUUGACCUCAACAUUUCAAACUAGUGCAUAGAAAAUACAGAACUGAAAAACAAUAGGGACUCCUUUAAUUGAAAUACCCCAAACUAUUGUUAAAAUAGUUCAAGAAUGUUUUUGGGGCAUUAAAUUCUGCUUUAAAAAACUGCAAAAAGUACUAGUUGUAGCCUAUUUUGAUUUUUAUUUUGAACUUAUAUUAAUAUAUUGGCCAGUUUUCUUUAUAUGUGCUAAAGUUGUAACAAAAACAAAAAAUGACAGGAUAACUGUUUAAUUUUCCAGCACUGUAUGUCAUAAACAACUUACUGUGAAGUGACUGCUUAACUCCACAUCAUUGUGUGCUCUGUAACAUGUGCUGCAGACAGUUGUAAAAGUCGAACUGCCCAAAAUCUUGGCAAACUAUAUGAUGAAACAGUGUCAAAAUGACUCCAAGCAUCUUAUUUUUUCAUUAUAUUCUGUAAAAAGAAAAAAAAACACACACAAACUUGGAUAUAUCUGUGAUAAUACUGGCUGAUAACACUUAUCAAGCGAUGUAUCAGUUGGGCUCUAAAACUGAUCGCAUAGACGUAUUCUAUUACAAAAAAACACAGAUAAAAAUAAGAAAACUGGAAAUCUGUUCAUUGAAAUACCACAAAUUAUUGUUAAAAUAGUUGAAAAAUGUUUUCGGGGCAGUAAAUGCUGCUUUAAAAAACUGCAAAGAGAACUAGUUGAAGCUUAUUUUUCCCUCAGAAGACGUCAGUGUAUUUUUAGUGAUUCAUAACACAGUGAGCCGAAUCAAGAAAUCCUACCACCCCCAAAGUGUUUGUGAAGAUUUGUGAAUAGAAGCUGCGUAGAAACUGAGUGCCAGCCGCUGCAACAUGUGUUGCAUUCAUGUGAAAUAACAUCUGUUUUUACAACAGAGCACACUGUUGAUCAUUCUGUUGGUAAAAAAUAAGGGAUACAACCACCUGAUGCUAUGAGGCUUGUUUUAUCGUUUUACAUGCAGUUUAACCAUCACUUGCUCAUUUAGAAAGGCUUAGUGAGGAGGGUCGGGGUGUCAUAUCGCCCCCAGCAGGUGAUGACAAGAACUGCUGGUGGCAUUUUAUUGUAUUAUCUUUGUAUCUUCCUGUAUUAUCAUUUUCUGCUUUCAUUGUGGUUUUUCUGCUUUGCAGAUUUUACAGGCUGCUUCAGUGUUGAGUUCAUUUUAAGGGUUAGUGAAUCUGGACAUCCAUUUUUUUGUGUGUUUUUUCGUCUUUUUUGUCACACAUGCUUUUGUGCCUUUUCCUGCUGCUGGACGCCUACAGCUGCUCUGUUGGCAACACACACACCUGCUACCUUUGCUUUUUUUUUUUGCUUUUUUUAGUCACACAAACACACACAUUCUGGCUGAGAGCUGUGCCUUCUGAGCUGUAUAUAGAUAUAUAUUUACACAAACACAUGAAAACACACACUUUCUGCCUUGUGCUCGGGGUGCAGACGCCUCCCGCUUCUUACUGCUUUGUACAUUGUUUUCUAAAACACCGCUGUAGGCCGAAGGAGAGGAUGUGAUGCAGUGCGAACUCACAUUAGGCCACGUUUUUCUUCUUCUUUUUUUGAACAUACAUUAGAAACUUUUGAGGCAUUUCUGCGAGGAAUCUUCUGGAUUCAAGCCCACGACAUUUCAGGUAGCCAUCUUAUCUUUCUGUAUCUGUUUGUUUGCUCUGCACAACUGCUUAAAGGCUUCAACAUAUCAGUGUUGUGAUGAACUCGAGCCUGGUUCGGUACUUUCUUGUUGGUCUUGUGUUAUCGAUGCUUCGAAAUGAAUGUGCGGAUUGUUUUUGGAGAUAACACAUCCACACCACAUUUCCUUUUCGCCUGCAGGGAGGAGAAAAGUCUUUAACUUUCCCUCCCCCCCCCAACAGGUGAGAGACCCUGUUCCAGCACAGAAACUGCUAUCAGCUUCCUCGGUUUCUCCCAGCUGUAGACCAGAACAUUGUGAUCAGAUAGAGGUGGAGGGUUGCAGGGUGAUCCCUUUCUGCUGUGCCAUUCUAAAUUAGAGUUUUUUUCCCCUUCCCCCCAUCGCCUUGAAUACAUGACACAGAUCUGAGUGUUCCCUGUAGCAUUUAUAACCUAAAGUAGGUCUUUUCUCCUGUCGCUGACCCAAUACACUCACUUUUUUUCCCCUCUUUCUCCUCCAGAAGUAAUGCUUAAAAUAAAUUUGAAGCAAAUGUGGAGCACCAGUUUUCAGGUUAAGUUUGGUCAAGAAAUUAAAAACAAAAUAAAAAAAAGCUGCACAGGUUGAAGAGAGUUUUGUGAGAAGAUGUUGUGGUGACAGUGAAGGUGGCAGCAGCUUUUCUCAGGUGAAAUUUGAAUGUGUGCUUCUGACAGCAGUGACAGAAAUGUAGCCAACUGGCAGCGAGUUUAUGUCACGGCUUAAACUGGACUGAAUUCCUUCACAAUAUGCAUUUUAUCUAAAAAUUUUACCCCAAACAUCCCUGCACCUUUUUCUUCUUGCUGUCAGUAGAAGCCAGUUUCCUUCUACAUCCACCACUAUUUUUACUCUGUUUUGUCUCACACAUUAUGUAAAGCUCCAAACACCACCUAAUUACACAACGCCUGAAAGCAUGUUAUCGAGAAACAGGAGUUUAAAACUGUUUUUAUUUUCCUGUAUGGCAAAAAGAGUCACAUUAAACUCAUUAAAUGCAAUUUCUAUGGUGGCAAUUUAACAGAACGAGCGUGGAAGACAAUUUGAAAGCAACUGUUCAGCAAAGGAAAAAGGUGGAGACUGGUGCGUAUGACAUCUAAAUCCUUUACACGGUUCAACAUUUUGGAAAAUUUCAUCUAAUUUUUAUAUCUCUGUGUUAAAUAAUGUAUAAGGCUGCAGCCAGGAAAGACUGAAAAAUAGUUUAGCCCCAUUAAAGAACCGAUUUCUAUGUUUAAAGCUAAUUUUUUGAGCUUACUGAAAAAAAGGGCCCAACAAUUAAUCAUUUGAGUUACUGCAAUGCAAUUAGCAAAUUGCUGAAGCUGCAGUUUAGAAUGUAGCCUACGUUAUGCAGCACAGCCUAAAUUUAUUAGUGUGAAUAUUGAAGUGAAGCUUUAUUUUGGAAAAUAUUACGGAAAACAAAAAUUGAAAUUACAUCUUUAUUUUCCUGAAAUUAUUCUGCCCUACAGUGUGAAUCAGCUAGUAGGUGGACUAGCUGUUGAGUUGUGUGCUACGCUAACCAUCUCCCGAUUGUAGCUUCAAAUUUAACAGCCAGAUCAAAGUGUGGCAAGAGAUCUUAAUUAAAUUCUUGAAAAUGCCAAACCAGUCUUUUCAUUGCAAUAUUUGAAAUGAUUUCUUUUUCUUGCUGCAGUACUUCAGGCUUGAUAGUACUCAGAACUCAUUACUGAGUUUGAGAUGACACGAAAUGAGAAAAUUGGAUCAAAUUGUGGUUGUCUGGCAGAGAAGAAACGAUCCAUCCAGCGUCUCCAGCUGUAACUAAAGAUAGUCUGCACCCGAGAAAAGGCUCGAAAAUUAGUUUAAUACCACUCGCAUCCCCUCAACAAGAUGUCAAAGCGCUGUGUCUUAGGGGUUUUCUGCAAAAAUCUGACCCGCUGUUUGAGGAAGAGCUUAAAAGGAGCAAAUACAUCAUGAUGAAAACGCUGCUGUUGGCAUCGCCUGCUGCUGUUUGAGGCCGAGGUGAGAACAGCGUCUCUCCUCUCGUCAGUUCAAUGGUCUGCACUCAACAGAAACAGCCUCUUUAGCGGCAGUCGGCGAGCUGCAGACAGAUCGUGUCAGACCGUCUCUGUGGAUUGUAACAUUCAUACGUCUGCUAGCAGAAGUCUACAGCGACCAAGAUAAAAAUACUACACUAGUAAAUCUGUCUGACAUAACAGUGAACUUACAGGGGGCUCGUAUGAAACAGAUAAUGUAGGAACAGUAAAGAAACUGAGUGAAACCUUUCAGUGUGGGUGGUUUCCUGCUGUCUGGAUCCGUCAUCGUCGCCUAGUCCCGGCUUUAAUGUCUCAUUCUUCUGUACCUUUUGGGUGAAGCAGUACAUGUGUAUUUACUGCACUGAAACCUCUGUAUGAUAUGUGAUCAGACUCUUUGUAUCUUAUGCUAUUGUACAAAUAAAAGCUUCAUGAUACAUGA